Messenger RNA from Mauremys reevesii (Reeves's turtle), 3820 nucleotides. It is a transcript of the gene CCSER2, whose product is annotated as coiled-coil serine rich protein 2. Gene Ontology annotation, cellular component: microtubule cytoskeleton. Gene Ontology annotation, molecular function: microtubule binding. Bases 610 to 3804 code for a protein of 1064 amino acids. The transcript has 12 exons. Gene Ontology annotation, biological process: microtubule bundle formation. NCBI's taxonomy places the organism in Eukaryota, Metazoa, Chordata, Testudines, Geoemydidae. The record is from RefSeq and is a predicted model, not a curated record.
ACGGCGCGCGCCGGCGGGGCGAGGGAGAGGACGGAGUAGGACGAGCGCGCGCAUGCUGUUUCCGGCAGCGGCUGCGCGUGCGCUGUAGCAGGCGCUUACCUCAUUGUCAGCUGUCAGCACCGGCGUCGGAGCCGGGCCCGAUUUCCGGGGCGUGUGCUCCGGGGCGGGGGAGGGGCCAGCACAGGACGCUGGCCGGGUGCGCGCGGAGCCCUGCCCAUCCCACCCCUUAGCUGCCAGGGGCCGCCGGCUGCCGGCAUUCAUCCGAGACCGCGGGACGCAGAGCCCGGGCCCCCCCGCAGGAGGAGGCCGGAGAGACUCCCCACCCCUGCGUUUUACUCUAGGGGUUGUUUGUAACAAUAGCAGGAAAAUGGUUUUUGGAAAGAAAUAAGUUCACGUUCCAUUAACCAGGGUGGAAUUUUGAGGCUGAUGUAGUGUACAUCGGUGGGAACACCAUUCAACUGUAAAUUGCCUUAUGUUGACCUAACUCUGUAGCGUAUACCAGGCCAAAGAUUGCAAAACUGAAUGGGAACAAUGCUAUGGCAGCAUACUAGUGUCCAGCACAGACAUUAGAUUCAAGAAACUUUCAAGGACCAAUGUACCCAAUAGCUCAUGGAAGAAAAAAAUCAUACCCGAACAUCCUUGGUUUCCAAGUUACCGAAGUAUGGAACAAAAUCUUUAGGGAGCACCCUACAGCCAAUGCCAAAUAGGACAGCUGUUCCCUUGUCAGGGAAUUCUCAUAGCAGCAGUGGCAAAAAUUGCAGCAAACACAAUGGCACUGUUCAUAUGUCUUCCUUUGCUUUUAGCUGGCAAAAGUCAAAUAAAUAUCAACUUGGUGAUCAAAGUGGUGGUGAGUCUAUCUUUGCCCAGAAUUCUAAUGAAAAACUAGUUGAUUCUGAGAAGUAUUCUCCCUCUCAAGGUGGAUUUGGUAAAGAUGUGCUCAGGGUGGGUUUGAACAGCACCUCUUCAGUAGCAUCAAAAACAGCAAAGCAAGUCAACAUGUUUGUGUCCUCUACAGAAGAAUUAAACCAAAAGUCUUUGCCUGGACUGUCUAGUUCAGCGAAAUUCACCAAAGGUACGUUAUUUGGCAGGACUUCGUAUUCUGGACUCAGUGCUCCAAAAUCACAUUUAAAUGGAUUUUAUGGGAAUAGGCCAUCUGUAGACUUGCAGAGGUGUAGAAUUAACUCCAGUGCUUCCAGGACCAGUUCAGGAGAGAGUUUGGCACAAUCCACAGACAAUGCUAAAUCUUUGUCCUGUGAAAAAAUGGUUAGAUCACAAAGCUUUUCACAUUCCAUUCAGAAUUCUUUCCUACCUGCUGCAUCCUUAACCAGAUCACAUUCCUUUAAUAAAGCUGUAGAUCUUACAAGGCCUUAUCAAAAACAACACCUGGCUAUUAGAGCAUCUCAGAGGUCAACUCUGUUGUCAAGAAAUGCCCAACAGUUGGAUGCACCCAGUGGAAAUGAACCUUUAAGAUAUGGAUUUACCAGGCCAUACACUGCUAUAUCAACCUCUGGUUUAAGGAAGCCACCGCUCUCAAAUGGAUCCGGGGUAUCACCCUCUUUGGGGUAUGGAAUGGGUCGUCCUUCUUUACUGAAACCUACCAGACAGCAGUUUACUGGAAAGAUCAUUGUGGAUGACAGCAAAAGUACAAGUACUGACAUGUGCAUAGUGAAGGUUUCUGAGAUUACGGUAAAUGUCAAUGGAGCCAUUGAGAAAAAAGACAUAGAAAAUGACAGUCAAAGAACAGAAUGUGGUGAAGCCCUUCAUGACAGUCUGGGGAAGCAUGGCUCUAAAGUCAUAUGCAUGAAUGACGAUGUGGAUGAAAUAUCCAUAUCUUCCUUGUCCUCUUCUGAGAAGAAUGACCUGAGUGAAGACUUUAGUGAUGACUUUAUAGAUCUAGAAGAUUCAAAUAGAACAAUACAAGUGAAGCAAGAAGUCUCUAUUGAAGAGUUAGAGCAUGGCGGUGCAACACCAGUAGAUCCAGUCGCUUCUCUCAAGGAAAGUGAAAGGACUCAUUGUAACACUGAUGAAUGGCUAGAUAUAGAUGUUUCUGCAGUAGAUGACAAGAAUGAAAACACAAAGCAUACUUUUGGGAACAACUUGAUUUCUCCUGACAUGGACUACAGAGCUGGCUCCUCUUUUGAACUUUCUCCAUCUGAUAGUUCCGAUGGAACAUAUAUGUGGGACGAAGAAGGGUUGGAGCCCAUUGGGAGUGUCCAUCCAUGUGGAAGUUAUGAGUCUUCAGAAAUGAACAGCAUAGAUAUCUUGAAUAACCUUGAUUCGUGUGAUCUCGAAGAUGAUGAUCUCAUGCUUGAUGUGGACCUACCUGAGGACACACCUUGUGACAAUGUGGACUGUGAAAAUAUGAAUCGUUAUGAUAGACAAGACAGAAAUACGCGACAGCAGCAGGAUGGAUUCUGGAAGAGGACACCGCAGCGUUGGAGUACACAAGACCACUAUCACUUGGGCCAUGCAGGCCACUUUCCACAUGGUAAAAAUGACCUGAGCAGGGGCUCCAGCCACUUAGAGCCUCCUAUUGGUCACUUUGAAGGCUAUGGAGCACCAAACAUCUACCAGACUCCUAGACAGUUGGUGGGCUUACGGGAGAACACAGUGAUGCUUGAUGAAAUGACCCUUCGGCAUAUGGUUCAAGACUGCACAGCUGUAAAAACUCAGUUACUAAAACUGAAAAGGUUACUGCACCAGAAUGAUGAGAAUGUCUGUCUUCAGGACAUCCCUCUCUCAAUACCAUCAAGCCCAGAGCCACAGGAUAUUGAGCCUAUAUAUAAGACUGAAGAUCUGCUAAAUGAGAUCAGGCAGCUUAAAGAAGAUCUGAAGAAAAAAGAUGAAACUAUCAAACGAUUAGAGCACCAGCUUGCCACUAGGUGUAACUGUCACAAAGAUGGCCAAAAACCUAAAGGGACGAUGUGCACAUAUGCUGACAAAUUCACACAAACCUCCUGCAGGAGAAGUUCUCCUCAAGUACUACAGCCUUCCAGCAGCCUUCCCAGUUCCACAGACCUCGCCCAGGGAAAAUUAAUAAAAACACCACAUACCGAGGCCCACAGUGAAUACCCUAAACAGGGCCUGCAUGAAAACGGUGAUCAUCACAAUCAAAAUGCUGCAAAUGGCUCUCACACAAAUAGCCUGAAUGAGUUGAACAUUUUACUGAGUAAACGUUUAAAUAUAAAGGACCUGAAUGAGAGUGAACCUGUUGAGGACAAUUUGAAGGUUAAAAAGAGUGCGAAAGAACCUGGAGAGCUGGCUAGUAAUGAAGAUGGUACACUACAGUCUCUUCCCUCUUCUUGUCAGACACCUACCCAAAUGGAUGCUAGAGAUGUGCAGACUAAGUUAGCUGCGAAAAGUCAACCUUCAUCCCCAAACCAGGCUUCUCAGCCAAAGACUUUAAGAGCUUCAGAGCCCCCAAACCAGAAUGCUUUAGUGCCUCCUUCAGUAGCCAAUACUGCAUCAUCCCCAAACUGCCCCACUGCUUCCAAGGCUGAGCUACCAUCACCAAGUAGUGCAACACAGCUACAACCAACAUCUAGCCAGACACACCUAAAGAGUAAACCAAGUCAGAGAAUUUCUAAACUUCGCCCGCCAACUAUUUCCUUUGUUAAAUCAAAACAAAUAAGCAACCCGAUGCUUAUAUGUCAAGAACCUCAGAACUCCCAUUCCAAGACUAACAUCCCAAGGCCGCUGGCACAAAGAAAGGAAAAUGUGCAAAAUCAGAAUACUGGUUUGCGUUCUGGGGAUAGUUUGGCUUCUAAUCGGCAUUCCCGCCUCCCUAAACCAAAGACACAUUAAAAACAUGACAUCCACA